Molecule: messenger RNA, 1632 nt
Organism: Echinococcus granulosus
Lineage: Eukaryota; Metazoa; Platyhelminthes; Cestoda; Cyclophyllidea; Taeniidae
Product: vesicular amine transporter
Exons: 12
Coding region: 1-1632 (543 amino acids)
Source: RefSeq, a predicted model, not a curated record
AUGUCUGGAGGCGACUUUGUUAUGGGGGUGAAGAAGAGUUUGGAGACCAACGCCACAGUCCCGUUCCGCUGCAGUGGAGGCAGACACUCAGGAGACUGGGCGGCAGAUCGCAGUCGUGGUUGCCCUACCCUUGACAAGGACGAUUUUGCCAGCAGUGCAACGCAUGAAGAAAAGAGGUGCGUGGACUGGAAGUCUGCCACAGGAGACGUCUAUGCGGAGGAGAAGGCCGCGUUGCCCUCCGAGGGAGAGUUGGAACUAGGUCUCACAUUGGAGAAGGUCACCACUGAGCAGGAUGGUCAAAGGCUGAUUUGCGAAGCCUCUACCAGCUAUCCCCCCGAUCAAGUGGCUGAACGGCAGUAUACCGAAAUUUCUGUUAACUAUUUAACCGUCUACAGUCGAAGUCUUUCCAUUGUGGUAUUUGGGCAGCAGUUACUGAUCAACAAAAUUAGUGUCUCUAUUCAUCGGGCGUGGGUCAACCUGACGUCUCAAGCCAUCCCCGAGGGUGUAGCAAACCACAUUGUAAUCGUGCUAUCCGCCGAUAUUAUUAGCAAGGUGGUAGUCAUCAUCCUGGAUGAGGUACUGCCCUCACCCUCUCGCCACCCCAUUAAGGGCAAAUCUGUAGACAGACAGAAAACUUUCUUCUCAUUGGCUGACCGAUCAGUCCUGGCUGGUUUGUUCCCCAUCAAGGCGGUGGAUCUCAGUUACAUUCGCUUUGCUCCUGACAAGGAUAUCGAGGUGAAUGAAUAUCCUCCUCAAAUUAAAUUCGAUGAUGGUCCGAUUCACACCGCUCUGGGAGCGGCCGAAAAUAUAAUGGUCACCGUCCACGGCAAACCCAAGGCCGAUUUGGUGUGUGAUCACAUGGAUUUGUCCGGUGCACGAGAACUGGAGGCGCUACCGGAUGAGAAACCGGGUGUCAAUCGCUACUUACUUCGUCUUCAGGGUGUCACUGAGGAGGAUUUGGGUGAGCACUUCUGUUCCGCCACGAACAAGUUUGGUACCGCCAAAGAAAGCUUCUUCUUGACUCUUGCACCUUCUAAACCGGAGGUAAUAUCACCUACGGUUUCCAGUCACGCUGACUACUACCUUCUGGGAUGGCGAGCCAAGUCCAAAUCACCCCUAAGAAAUGUCACUUUCCGCAUUCAAACGUUUGAUAACGAAAUGGAUGUAAAAGCAAAAGCGAAAAGGGAAGAAACUCGAACGGUUUCGCUUAAUGAUCCGAUGGUUGCUAAGGUUAAUACAAGUUCCGAGGAGCUGCAGGAGUUUUGGCACCACCUCGCCAACCUGACAUUCGAUGCCAAGCAUGCUGUUCAUAUUCGUGCAUGUAAUAAGCACGCCUGUAAUGAAUUUGACCUCCAAAUACCCGAUGUCACCUUCAGGACGAUGAAGGAAUACAGUUCAAAUAAAAUCGACCCCAACAUUCUCGCACAGCCACCGUCAGCCGCUCUUAGAGAGUUGUACAGUGCUGAUUCUCAUCGCUCGGCUUGCAUCUCCGCUCCACGGAUGAUGAAACUUGUGGUGGCCUCCAGAGGACGAAAUCAGCCUGUACAGCUGCACUCGGUCUCCUACUCGGUAGAGGCCAGUCUGACUGUAGCCAUCUCAAAAUCUCUUCUGCCUGGUAUACGACAGUCAUAA